AUUUCGAUUUAACUCUGUCUAACUACUGCUAUGACUAACUGUUCACUGUUUUUUUUCUUCUUCAAUUCUUCUGGUACUAAAGAUUCUGUUGCUUUUUUCAAUAAAAUCAAGCCUCUUCGUUUGUUGUUAGAUGUUGUUCAUCUCCAUCUUGAUUGUCAUCUUCAUUAAAAAACAUCAUUGAUGUUACAUCAAUAUCGUCAUCAUCUUCAUCCAACCAAUCUGUUGACCAGAAAUCCUUAUUAAUUGUCAUUGGCUCUUUUGCUGUUACACAAUUUUUCAAAUUAAGCUUUAUCCAGCAACAAGUCGUGAACAAUGGAAGAUGAUAAAAACAAGUCAGAUUUUGUCAAUGAGUAUCAAAUGAUGGUGCAAGAAUUACAAAACGAGUUGGAUGACCUAAGUCUGAACAAGGAUGCUGUUGAACAAGCCAUCAACGAACAAUACCAUUCAAUAAAGGCUGCUCUUGACAAAUGUUACAAACAAAUGCUUGAUGAUUUGAGCAAAGUACAUCGCGAGAAAAGGAUGCAAUUGUGGGGACAGAUUGAUCGAUGUGAAAAAAUUUCAGAAAAGAUGUCCAAUCAGCGCGAUGGUCUUAUUGAAGAAUUUGUUGAAGGUACAGGUGGUACUAAUGGUGAUGGAUCCAAAGAUAGUGAUCUUCUGACAUCCUCUCAAAGCUCACCACCAAGCUCUUUUCUUGAUUUCACCCAUGAGUCUAGUCCUGUUGGCGUUAAUUUAAAAAAUUUAAAGUUGACUAAUGGUAAAGGGGAUCAAAUUAUAUUUAACCCUGUCGACAUUGCUUCUGUAGAAUCAAUGCUGAUACCUAACUUGUUUGGUACCUUAAAAACUCAGGAAAUUGAUGAAUCUGAUCUCGAAGAGAACCCAUGCUUUUCAUUUCCGGCUGAUGUAACUACUCAAACAGCUCGAUCUCUACCAACUCUUGCACCUCAAUCAUAUAACAAUAGCGUCAAUGUAACUUCCCCUGUUUCAUUGCCUCGCUCUGGGCCUAUUGCUGUUCCAAAUAAUUCCAACUCGAAUCAUCUCGAUCUCAAUGAUUACAUAACUCGAGUCAAUCUCACUAAAUUGGCUUUUUACAACGAGAACCCAGCAGCUGCUGCUGCCGUCAUUCAACCCCGUUUGUCGUCGAUCUCAUCAUCUAUAUCAAACUCUCCUUCGCCUCAACCUUUGAUCUCCAAUUCAUUUGUGCCUUACGAUAACUCGGGCUUAGCCAUGAGUGAAACUACUGUGAACAGCUUAAACGAUCUUGCCAAAUUUCCAUCUCCUAAUGGUAUUGAAACUCAACCUUCAACAAACUUUCCUUUUCGAGCAAGCAGCGCACCGUCUGCUGGCCCUCUAGUUUCUCCAGUGCCACCCCCUUCAGUUCCUGCAGUUUCAUCUUUGAAUCCAGUUGCACUGGGCACUAACAAAUGCAAUGUUAUGCAAAUAAGGUGCAAAUUUGGUCAACUGGGUUCUGCUAUCGGUAAUUUCUCAUCACCACAUGGUUUUUGUCUUGGAGUUGAUGAAGAUAUUAUUAUUGCUGAUACAAAUAAUCACAGGAUCUGCAUUUUCGACAAAAAUGGAGAGUAUAGAUUCCACUUUGGUGUUCAAGGAAAGGAAGAGGGUCAACUUUGGUAUCCUCGAAAGGUUGCCAUGAUUCGCACACCAUUCCUAGGCAUAACUGCGCCCCGUUAUGUAGUUUGUGACAGGGGCACUGAAAGAAGUAGAAUGCAAAUUUUCACUUCCAAAGGACAGUUUAUCCGUAAAAUUGGCGUUCGUUACAUUGAUAUUGUUGCUGGAUUGGCAAUCACCCCUAAAGGCCUAAUUGUUGCUGUAGAUUCAGUUUCCCCCACUGUUUUUGUUAUAGCUGAGUCUGGCGAUUUGUUACGUUGGUUUGAUUGCUCUCCUUAUAUGAGAGAACCUUCAGAUAUUGCUGUUAACGGAAAAGAGUUUUAUGUUUGUGAUUUCAAAGGAAGCUGCGUUGUAGUCUUCGGAGAAGACGGAAAAUUUAAACGACGAAUUGGCAAAGAGAAAAUUACAGAUUAUCCUAACGGAAUUGAUUUUUCGGAUGCUGGAGAUAUUUUAGUUGGAGAUUCUCAUGGUAACCGCUUCCAUGUUGUUGUUUUUGACAAAGCUGGUAAUUUUUUGAGUGAAUUUGAGUGCCCUUAUGUGAAAGUUUCUCGUUGUUGUGGUUUAAAAAUUACCUCAGAAGGAUAUAUUGUUACACUGGCCAAAAACAACCACCACGUACUUGUUCUCAACACAUUAUAUGUAACUUAAUCAAGAAGAAACCUAAAAGGAUUAAUGGAUACAAAUCAAAAUUAUUGUAUAAAAAAGAAGAUCACUCAUACACUUUUAUUUUUAACAAACAUAUACAAAUAUUAUAUAAAUGCUACUGAUGUUUACGGAAAAAGAAGCAAAUAAUUAAAAACCUAUAUUGGUAUAAUUUAUGGGAAAAGAUUGUUAACUCGAUGACAUUUUUUGCUUCCUUUACCACACUUUAUUAUUUACCCUUUAAAGUAUUAUAAUUAUAUUUUCUUUCUGUACACUGAUUUAAUUGUUUUUGGCUUUUUUGUAACUUAUUCUGUGUCACUCCGUAUUCCUUUUUCAAUAUUUUUUGAUGUUUAUUUUUUCCUUUUUUUCCUAAUCUGCCGAUGUUACUUUUGAAAACCAUCCAAUGCAGAUUGGUAUCAAUCAUCAAUGUGUCACAGAUAACAAAUCUUUACUUAUAAAAUUUCUUUUGUUUAUGAAA
Tetranychus urticae (two-spotted spider mite) is the source of this 2743-nucleotide messenger RNA. It is a transcript of the gene mei-P26, whose product is annotated as E3 ubiquitin-protein ligase meiotic P26. Gene Ontology annotation, molecular function: ubiquitin protein ligase activity; protein binding. Gene Ontology annotation, biological process: proteasome-mediated ubiquitin-dependent protein catabolic process; protein polyubiquitination. The record is from RefSeq and is a predicted model, not a curated record. NCBI's taxonomy places the organism in Eukaryota, Metazoa, Arthropoda, Arachnida, Trombidiformes, Tetranychidae.